AUGUAUAAAGAUCCACGUCUUCGAUGUGUCAAACAAAAGUGCUUAGACUUGUUGACAAAUGUUUGCACUAUACCUGAAGUUGCUCGUUUGAUUCUCGAUCGUCAUCCAACGUUUCUCAUGCAAUUAAUCCAAGGUAUUCGCGAUGGACAUCUAAUUGAGGAAAAAAUUCCAUCGUUAUCGGUACUUCUGCGUUUAUGUAAAAUUAUCGUGGAAAGAAAUCUUCUUGGAUGUUAUCAACAUCUGAUCGACAUGCAAUUCAUCGACAUUCUCUUGGAUUUAUUCGAAAACGACGAGUAUAAAACGAAUGAUUUGAUAAUUUACUUCGUUAAAUUUGAGUCGUUCGCGUUACAAUGUGUUCAUUUAAUGCUACAAUGUGCCGAACAUGUCGAUAUGUGGUCAGAAAAAGCGCAAAUUCGCCUGGUGAACUAUUGUUGUACACUUUUGUAUAAAUCUGUUUUGGAAGAUGAAGAUAAACAUCAGCGUUCACGAGGAAUGAAAGCGAAUCAUAUCAUCUAUGCGGAACAACAUGGCCUAGUUCAUUCGUUAAGCUCGGCGGUGUUAACAUUUUUAAAUGUAGUUCGAUGUCGGAAAGAAAUCGGACGUUUCUAUCGAGAGAAUGAACAUUUCCGAGAAUUGAUCAAUGUGAUGAAACAAAAAUAUGCGCAACGAAGUGAAUUCGUUCGACGUGAUCCAUCGAUAUCUUGUGCACUUGAGCAAGUUCUGAGCGUCAUGUUUGAUCGACACGAGCGUAAAAAACGACGGUAUCAUCCUGCUCAACAGUCUCCGUUGAAAGAACAUCUACGGAAUCAGUUGGCAGAUCGCAAAUGUUCGAAUUCUCUCUGUCAUAUGGUCGAAAAUGAUCAAGUUCAAUUCGAAGACUGUCCUCAUUGUCGUACAAUGUCGUAUUGUAGUCAAUACUGUCGUGAAGUUCAUUGGACAUUAAAUCAUAAUCUCUCAUGUUUACCUGUCAAUUCCAAUGAAAUGUCUUCAGUUGAUUAUGCUGAAAAUAAUCAAACAGCAUCGAUUGGUUGCAAAACAGCAUUUGAAACGUUACCCGUUCCAUUACCUCCACCACCAACAUCAACAGACGAGGUACGACAAGAGAUUACCACUAACGAGUUAUGCUAUCCAUCAUCGUCAGCAUCGUCAUCAUCAUCAGCGGCAACAACAGGCGUCAAGAAGAAGUCGUUUCAAACUUUCCUCUCACUUCUUCGAAUUAAUAAGAAACGAAAAUGA
This is a messenger RNA of Adineta ricciae, 1236 nucleotides long. NCBI's taxonomy places the organism in Eukaryota, Metazoa, Rotifera, Eurotatoria, Adinetida, Adinetidae. The record is from the annotation of a GenBank genome assembly.